This is a messenger RNA of Podospora anserina S mat+, 990 nucleotides long. RefSeq lists its product as uncharacterized. The record is from RefSeq and is a predicted model, not a curated record. Lineage: Eukaryota; Fungi; Ascomycota; Sordariomycetes; Sordariales; Podosporaceae. The transcript has 2 exons. Bases 1 to 990 code for a protein of 329 amino acids.
AUGGACACCAGAUCGCUACGGCCUCAGGGCUUUCUCGGUUACUUCUUUCUCGUUGUGCGAAUUCUGUCGAUAGUUGCUUCGGGGCUUGUUGUAGGGUUCACGGUCAACUUCAUAGUUGCUUUCAACAAAGCAGGACUUGGGCUGCCGCCAACAAUUGUGGCAUUAGUGGCUUUGACCAGCACAGCACUACUCUACACCCUAGUCACUAUUACGAGCUUCAGUCGGCGAUUCGUCCCAUAUAUCGCCACUAUAGUUCUGGAUUUCGUCCUUCUUAUUCCAGCUGUAACUGUCACAGUACUCCUGGCCCAGCCCGUGACCAAAAGGUCAUGCGCCGCCAUCGCUCCUUCAACCACCUUCACAAUUACCGUGCCACCCAAUACCUCAUUCGGCCAAACAACAUUCCCAUCCAACACCAACGGGAAAGAGGCCUGCUACCGGGUAUUCGCCAUCUGGAUCUCCCUCAUCGUCCUUUCUGCCCUGUUCAUCCUCAGCACGCUUUCCUCCCUCCUACUCCAACUGCGCGAGCGCAAGCUUCAACGACAGGAAUACGACUUUAAUGAAAAUUCGUCCGACCCUCUCAACCGCCCCGGCACCGAUUUCUUCACCCAACGUCCCAUCACCAUCAUCUCCAACCCCUCUAGAGAUUAUUCCACCGGCCGCAAGCCCAAAAACAAAUGGGACAGCUUCGGCGACUGGGAUCGCGACCUCGACGAGAAAAAGUCCCAAUGGCGCCCAGCAAGUCAAAGAAUCGACAGCUGGAACACCGCCAGCAGCACCACCCUUCCAUACAAAACCAAAGACGAAAUCCCCCGCUCCAACACAAGGGAAUACCGCCCCCGCAACAACCGUCUCGACUCCCCUACCCUCCCCAACCGCCCCUCCGACCUCGCCAAAGCCUACCGUGCCUACCGCACCACCGGAGCGACUCCCACCUCCCCCUCCACCCGCCCCCGCUCUCGACAGCGAGGUCUACCGGGUAACCCCCAGUAG